AGCCAGGACCUAACUCUUGCUACAUUACUUCGAAGCUUCGGGUAGAAGCCCUUUCUUCUGAGAAAACGACGAGUAGAACAUCAUCUCUGGUUCUGAAUUGCCGCACAACGAUGAUAAAUUGAAUAUACGAGAUAAGAGAGGCAGUGGCAGAGGCUACGGCCAGCGAGGUACGUCCUAGUCUAAGUACUGCAGCAGCUUAUCCAAGGUUCUUGUUUCAGUCAAGAAAAACCAUGUCUCGACGUGGAACAAGUUCCAAGGACGACAACUCUGUCGACAAGGACCGAGCCUUUAUUUCACGACCACCCUGUGCUUCCGGCGACAGAGUGGAAGAGUCUGUACCUCGACCUAAUGUCACUUCUUUCUGCGCAUCUGCUUCAGCAAUUUGCUCCACUCAAGAAGAAGCGAAAAAAACAGAUCAAGAAACAACGAAUACGAAAUUCAAUGGAGAGAAACCUACGAUCACGCUAGAUGAAGUCGCCGCUGAGCGAGUCGGGAUUAUGAAGAGGAAUAGUAGAACCGCUAUUGCAGCAAGUUCUGCUGUUGAGGAAGAGAAAAAUUUUCUGUCACAGGGCGAGCACGAGUGGCGGACUCCCAAAGAUACAAUUUCCGCGUUUGGCGUCACGUUUACCGUCGACUGCAAACCGGAUAAUCCAGAGGAGGCCGUGGUGGUUCAGCCCUGGAGUGGCCUGCCGCAGUCCGGAGUCGCCGAGUACCAGGUGCCGCACCGGUCGCCGGAGAUGAAAAGUAGCAGUUGUAGCAGUAGGGAGGGAGCAAAAACUACGUCAGGUUCGUCCUCACCUUCAUCUUCCGCACCGUCUGUGGGACGAGCAAGCGGAGAUGACUCAGCAGAGCUGGAUGAACAAUCUUUGGUAAAUUCCUUAAACCACGACAACUCGACCGAACAAGUACCUAACGCGUUGCGCAGUAGUAGACGGGUAGAAGAUUCAACAUCUUUUCAGAGAAAAAACUCCCGAACAAGAAACUCCUCUCCGUCCUCCCGGGCAGCAUGGCAGCACCAGCGGCAGCUUUCCUCUCGUUUCUAUGUGGAUUCCAACACGGACCAUUUGAUUCUUCCGUUGGCCAAGGACGAGAUGUGGGGCAUUUCGAGGUACGAGAAGCUUCUGCUCUCCCUGCCGGUCUUCCAGCACCUCCCGCAACUCGCGUACGUGUUGCUCCUGUGCGUGCACUUGGGUUUUGCGCCGUUUUUUUUGUUUUACAAAACCGCGAAGACCUUCCCCCCGAGUGUGGCGAGUUUCAUCUUCAUGGCCUACCUGCAGUCGCUGAACCCGAAGCAACAAAUCUACGCAGACGGGGCCGACGUGUUUCGCACGGUCCUGCAAAAAUUUCGCCUGGACAAAUUGUGCCGGAGCGUACCGGUUCUGAUCAACCCACUAAAGGUACGCAACGAGAGUGCACAACAAAAAGGACUCCCCCCCGAUGUUCACUUAUUUGCAAUAUCGACGCAAGCACUUGUUAGCUACAACUUUCGCGACGCUGACACGCUCUGACACCACUACGAUCCGAAACAGCAGUACAGUCUAGACGUGCAUUUGGAUUUGUAAAGUUUCGUGUUUUAUGCUCUUGCUACAACCCGCCAGCACUUGACCACAGGCUCGGAACAACGUCAAGGGGCCGGAUACCUACUAGUUUUGCACUCUCAUAAAACGUGAUCGGCUACCUCAGCGGGGACCACCCGCCGGCCGCGGUCGUGUCGAAGGCGCUGCUGGCCGGGGCGGGCAAAGAAGGUACGAAGGCCGGUGCAAGAGCGGCUGCAUAUCCGGAAGAACAGGCACGGCCAUCUUCCGGUUCCUCUGCUCCGUAUUCAAAUAUGAUCAGCACCAGUAGCACAACUACAUCCGCCUCAUCCCUGCAGCUAAAGAAGAACGGGCACACGAUCGUGUUCACGUCGCGCGACCUGCUCCUGACCGGCGCGGAGCGGAACUUCGUGUUUGGCUGCCACCCGCACGGGGUCUUGAACCUCUGCAACGGGACCGCGUUUGUGCUCUCCGGGUAUUUGUUGAAGGACGUUUUGGGCAAAAACUUCCGAUCCAGGCUAUUACAGGGAAAAAUGCAGCCACCCCGAAGUUUGCAAAAGUUUCUCAUGCAAAGUUUCCAAAUGAAAGACUUUUGUCUUGCAUGAAAGGAGCACGAGGAUUUCUGAUGCAGAAUCUAGGCACGAAAGGUAUCUUUUGCAUAAGAGAUCCGCCUUCUGUUCGGCUCCUUUGCAUCACAGAUUUGCACUAUUCAGCAUGGAAAAUUUGUGAUGCUGAUAGAUGCAAGACGGAGAAUGUUUUCAUUGGAAAGAUUUGCAACACAAAUGCUGCCAAGUGAAGGGGCGGCGGCAUUUUUCGCUGUAAUACAGGCUCGGCGGCAUCGAGUCGGUGUUUCAAGUCCCAGUUUUGCGCGAGUUCUUGCUCAACGUGUACGGUGUGUGUUCCGCGAGCGAGAAGCCACUGUUGGAGCAAUUGAACCGGAAAAACCGUUCGGUCGCACUGGUGGUCGGUGGCGCCUUAGUAUCCAUUGCAAGAAAAGUAGUUGUGUUUUCUCACUCAUGGAAAUUUGCGCAUUUCAAAUUUUCAUAAAACAUGAUGAGAAAUGGAAUUUGAUGAAAUUCUGACGAGCGUACAGCACCGAAUAUAGGCCUGUCAAAAUGAUCCAUUCAUGAUUGCAAUGAAUUUACGCGAAGUUGUGCGAUAGUACUUCUACUUUUGAACAGGAUAGUUGGAGGCUCUCUUUACCGAGUUCAAAUUCGACAACAAUACGACUUCUGCACCAGACGAAGGUCACAUGGAAGUGCAAAAACAAGACGAAAAAGAGCAUCAAAGCCACCUACUAGACGGUCAACCUCAGCGCCCGCGCAACAAAAUGCGGCUGGUGCUCAAAGACCGAAAGGGUUUCGUCCGCAUUGCGUUGUUGGCACAGAAACCGCUGGUUCCGGUGCUCGGCUUCGGGGAGAAUUCGCUCUACCAACAAAAAGCGGUGUCGGUCGCGUGGAGAAGUCGCCAGCUGCAGUUGCAAAGGCUCACGGGCGUGAGCUUCCCCGCGGUGCGAAGCAAGGCUUCGACUCUGUUCCCCUUGAUCCCGCGCCGGGACGUGCCUUUGACGUCGGUCUUCGGCCGCAUGGUCGAUGUCAAGGUGAGGCGAAGCGACGUGGCAGGCGGGAUCAUGAUGUUCGGGGGGAACAAGAAAAGCGAAAGCAAAGGCACGCCGGCUUCGCCUGAACUGCAGGACGAUGAUAAGAGGAUGACCACCUACAACAGCGACGAGGAUUUGUACCUAACGCAGGAGGAGGUGAACUGCCUCCCGAAGCGGGAAAUCGACCGGCUAGUGGACAAGAUUCACGCGGCGUACAUUCUGGAGGUGCGGCGGCUGCACGCGGAGGCAGCGCCCUUGUAUGGGACGGAAUGCGACCAGGUACUGGAGAUAAUUUCCUCCAGGGACGCGCGGGACCUAGAAUACUACAAGCGAAGUGUGCUAGGAAUGGAGAAUUCUACAACAGCACCGGCUUCUGGUUCUUCCUCGGCGGACGAUCUUGGUACAGGUACAAGGUCGAAGUUGUGA
Amoebophrya sp. A120 is the source of this 3561-nucleotide messenger RNA. The record is from the annotation of a GenBank genome assembly. Lineage: Eukaryota; Dinophyceae; Syndiniales; Amoebophryaceae.